UCCUGCGAGCGACCCCGCGGCGGGUGUGCGGCGAGCGUGUGCCCCGUCCGCGGCGGGCUCCGCGUCGGAUCCCCGCUCCUUCCCGCCAUGAACCGCUACCUUCUGCCGCUGUCCGUGCUGGGCACGGCGGUGGGUGGCGCGGUGCUGCUCCGAGACUACGUUGCGGGCGGGGUCUGUCCCAGCAAGGCCACCAUUCCUGGGAAGACCGUCAUUGUGACCGGCGCCAACACGGGCAUCGGGAAGCAGACGGCCUUGGAGCUGGCCAGAAGAGGAGGCAACAUCAUUCUGGCCUGUCGAGAUAUGGAGAAGUGUGAGGCGGCGGCAAAGGACAUUCGCGGGGAGACCCUUAAUCACCGUGUCAGCGCCCGGCACCUGGACCUGGCCUCCCUCAAGUCCAUCCGAGAGUUUGCCGCGAAGAUCAUCGAAGAGGAGGAACAAGUGCACAUUCUGGUCAACAAUGCAGCUGUGAUGCGGUGCCCCCACUGGACCACCGACGAUGGCUUUGAGAUGCAGUUUGGCGUUAAUCACUUGGGUCACUUUCUUUUGACAAACUUGCUGCUGGACAAGCUGAAAGCCUCGGCCCCUUCACGGAUCAUCAACCUCUCGUCCUUGGCCCACGUUGCAGGACACAUAGACUUUGAUGACUUGAACUGGGAGAAGAGGAAGUAUGACACCAAAGCAGCUUACUGCCAGAGUAAGCUGGCCGUCAUCCUCUUUACCAGGGAGCUGAGCCGGCAGCUGCAGGGCACGGGUGUGACUGUCAAUGCUUUGCACCCUGGUGUGGCCAGGACAGAGCUGGGCAGGCACACAGGCAUGCACAGCUCUGCCUUCUCCAGCUUCACACUCGGGCCCAUCUUCUGGCUGCUGGUCAAGAGCCCCCAGCUGGCAGCCCAGCCUAGCACAUACCUGGCUGUGGCAGAGGAAUUGGAAGGUGUUUCUGGAAAGUAUUUUGAUGGACUCAAAGAGAAGCCUCCAGCCCCUGAAGCUGAGGAUGAGGAGGUAGCCCAGAGACUUUGGGCUGAAAGUGCCCGCCUGGUGGGCUUGGAGAUGUCCGGUGGUUCCUCUGUGAGGGGGCAGCCCCUCCCCAAAUAACCUCUGGGAGCCUUUGAAAACCACGUGGGAGGCUGAGUACCAGGAUGGAGCGGCAAGACCAACCAAGGCUGGCGGCUGUCUGCAGCACCGUCUAGGUGGCAGUAUUGGCCAAGGAAUGCUGACUGCCAUGCCCACGUCACCCUCUAGGUGGCAGUCUUGGCUGUGUGAGCCUCAAGACCACUGCUGUCAUGCCCUCAGCCUCCUCUAGGUGGCAGUAUUGGCCAAGGAAUGCUGACUGCCAUGCCCACGUCACGCUCUAGGUGGCAGUGUUGGCUGCGUGAGCUCAAGACCACUGCUGUCAUGCCGGCACCGCCCUCGAGGUGGCAGUACUGCCCAAGGAACGCUGGCUGCCAUGCGCAUACCACCCUGUAGGGGUCACUAGCGGCCCUUUUCUCAGGCACAGUGGAUGGGACUGCAGAUGCGCACCCGUCGCAACUGGUGCGGUGCGCCCCGCAGCCCGCAGGUGCGCGGGGCCGUCAGACACCUGCCUUGAGCGUGUAACUGGGAACUGCUGAGGGAGGAGUCCGCUCCCUCUGGCGUGGCCGUCAGGAGAGCCUGUGCAGAACUGUACGGCCGUUGGGAAAGUUGUCGGCCACACACGGCCAAGGUCAUGGUUCCCCGUGGGACCGUGCACACCCUCAGUUGCCUUUCUGAGCCUCGGUUUCUCCCACUGUGAAUGUGCAGAAUAACUUGACUACCUCGCGGGGCGGUGUGGUGAUGACGGAGUUCUCGCCUUGCUGCUGAAUGUUCACUUGCGCGUGCCGUACCCUGGGCGAGCCGCCGGGGUCACCCCUGAGGACAGGCCUUGUAAUGCCAGUCCUGCUCGGGACAGCAAGGAGUGAGAAGCCCACCAGCUGCGCAGCUUCGGUGACAGAAUCGGGGCUGGCACUCAGCUCCCGCACAGAAUGGGGGGCGGGGGCCGCACCAAAAAGCUCAGGAAUCAGGAUACAAGUAUUUUAGCAUAACGAACAUGUACCAUUUGAGAUGCUUGUGGAGGCCAGAGAUGAUGCUCCAUGCCCUCCACUACCCAGAACAUCAGCCAGUGGCCCUGCCCCAAAUGCCGACAGUGCUGAGGAAGGUGGGAUUAAAGACGGCUCAAAGUUUUAUAAA
Messenger RNA from Leptonychotes weddellii (Weddell seal), 2202 nucleotides. It is a transcript of the gene RDH13, whose product is annotated as retinol dehydrogenase 13. The record is from RefSeq and is a predicted model, not a curated record. Lineage: Eukaryota; Metazoa; Chordata; Mammalia; Carnivora; Phocidae. Gene Ontology annotation, molecular function: oxidoreductase activity.